Messenger RNA from Procambarus clarkii (red swamp crayfish), 916 nucleotides. Lineage: Eukaryota; Metazoa; Arthropoda; Malacostraca; Decapoda; Cambaridae. The record is from RefSeq and is a predicted model, not a curated record.
ACCUCCCACGUUCUCCUACAGUACCGAGUGCGAGCAUCAUGAACGGCGCGGAGAUACACGUGCACAGAGGCUCACUCAUCAACCUAACGUGUGUGGUGGAGCACACGACGGAACGACCGCUCUACAUCGUCUGGUACCACUACAACAAGGUCAUCGACUACGAGGUGAUGGGGGGCGUGGUGGUGGUGACCCAGUCCGGCCACAACACCGUCAGUCACCUGCUGGUGAAGAACGCUGAGGCCUCUGACUCCGGCAAGUAUACCUGCCGCCCCUCUAAUGGUGAGGACGCCUCCGUCAUGCUCCAUGUCCUCAAUGGGCAGCACCCGGCAGCCAUGCAGACGAAUACAAGUGGGCGGAGCCUGGCUUCGCUGGCCAGUGUGGCAGUGGUCGGCGUGGGGGUCGCACUCAGCGUAGUUGUCCUCCUGUGCCGAUGCUAAAACUACUGCUGCUUCAACUGUUCUGUUAUGCUCAUAUGAGUUCAUUUACUGUAGUAUAUUUUGAGAAAAACGUUUCCUCUCGUUACACGAGAGAGGAACGGUAGUUUAAUUUUGUGGAGAGAGAAAAAAAAUAGGUUUUAUUCUUUUAAUACCAAGGGAAAUUUUGUAUAUUCUCUUGUUCGCGAGAGAAAACUGACUUUUGUGUUUCCCUAAGAAACGUUGAUGAGAAAAAAAGUUUUAUUCUCUUGUUACCGAGAGAUAAACGUUCGAUUCUCUUAUUCCAGAGAACUAAAACAAAAAAAAUUAACGUUUCCGCGAAAAGAAAUAAUUUAAUACAUUUUUUUCCACGACAAAUUAGCAAUUAUUUUGUUCCAAGUAACGGGACUUGUCUCCUCUCUUUACCUCAGUAUUACCAUAACUUUUCACGGUACGAGUAUAUAUAUAUAUAUAUAUAUAUAUAUAUAUAUAUAUAUAUAUAU